AGCAAUAUGGCUGUCAGUAUAAAGGACGUACUGAUGGAGAGACCGUCUCUCCGUGGAUUUCAUUGUUUAUUAUACUGGUUUGUGUUAAAAACGCGUUUAAACAUUCCUGUUUGCCAUAUUGUUCGAAAUAUUUAUCAAUAUGGAGGCUGCUUGUUUGAAAACCGACUUUGAAAACUUGAAUGUGUGAGAUGGACCAUAACAUAUUUUGAUUGCUUUCGAUUUGAAAGACUGUAACACCAAAGCUUAACGGUGUAGAAGAUGACGUCAAGGUUGGACAGACUGUUUGUGUUGUUGGAGACGGGUUCGUCAGGCGUAACGAGACGUGCCGCCGCUACUCAAUUGGGAGAGGUCCAAAGACUGCACCCACAUGAGCUACACUCACUGCUAGCUCGUAUUACACAGUUACUGCGUAGUCCGACAUGGGAGACGAGGAUAGCUGCUAGUCAAGCAAUACAGGCUGUCCUAGACAAUGUACCGCCAUGGAAUCCUACUCCUGCACCUGACAAAAUAGACUCGUUGAAUUCUCAACAAGUGCCAUUGAAUCAAACAGGAAGACUGAGUUAUGCUACAUUUGACCUUCAAAAGGUUGUGACGAAUAGUGCCUAUCUAAUGGGGUCCGAGGGAAAAGAAUAUGAUACUGAAGAAGAAAUUCCUAUUGGCUCAGAAGAACAGAUGCACAGUAGAUUGAUGCAGGAGAUAGGUCUGCCUCUUCGGAUGGAUUGUGCCGUUAUCACCCCAGACGACUUCAGGCCAAGCAACAUGUCAGCCUCAUGCCCACAAAAGAUGUCGGUGAUGCAAGUUGUGUCUGAGGGUCUGAGUUGUCGUGAGCAGAAUCGCGCGAGACGGAAAGCUCGGUUGGCUUCAGGCCGAUCGACAGAUAGGCCAGAGGAUGAGAGUGAACAGCCCAACAAGAGACAGAGACUGGAUGAUACGGCUACAGUGGCGGGGACAGGGACUGGAGAAGAGACGUGGGCAGGUGACCCCACUCCGGACAACACCGGGUCAUGGGGGCCUGAUACUGUAGACUGGCCCCUGGAAGGUUUCUGUGACACGUUACUAGCAGAAAUAUUCAGCCCACGAUGGGAAACACGACACGGCGCAGCAACAGCUCUAAGGGAUUUGAUCCGCUUGCAUGGUUCUGGUGCUGGUCGAUCCACGGACUUGACACCGGAUCAGAUGGAAGAGAGUCACCAGCUGUUCUUGGAGGAUGUGUCACUGAGGCUUCUCUGUGUCUUGGCACUGGAUCGGUUUGGCGAUUUUGUCUCGGACCAGGUGGUGGCUCCUGUACGUGAGACCUGUGCUCAGACCCUUGGUAAGUCCUAUUAGGGUUUCGUCACAAGU
This is a messenger RNA of Homalodisca vitripennis (glassy-winged sharpshooter), 1341 nucleotides long. RefSeq names its product TATA-binding protein-associated factor 172-like. Gene Ontology annotation, molecular function: DNA binding; ATP hydrolysis activity; TBP-class protein binding. Lineage: Eukaryota; Metazoa; Arthropoda; Insecta; Hemiptera; Cicadellidae. The transcript is spliced from 9 exons. Bases 259 to 1326 code for a protein of 355 amino acids. The record is from RefSeq and is a predicted model, not a curated record.